GCUGCUUGAACCUUGUAACCCUUUCUUCCAAGCAGCAUGGCAUCCACACAGUACAGGUACAGAGCAAAUAACCCACGUUGAAGAUGGCCACGAAGCGAGUCAAGCUCAGAAUUCAUCCUAAAACCUUCUGUGAGGAGGAUCUGAUAGUGAACAUUGACGCUCUGAAGCUACAGCUGGCAGUCGGAGAUGUCAUUGAACUAGCGCCCUGUACAGAGAACGGACAGACGCCACAGUCUGGGCCGUUCCUACAGAUAGAGACAGUGCCGCAGGAGCUCCAGUCCAAGGGAGGUCCUCUCAGUAUUAGCCGGGAGAUUGCGGGGGCGUUUAGCCUAGAGGGUGUGAGGGAAGUGCGUGUGAAACGUGUGGAGAGGGAGGAGGUGGGGCUAGACCUCGUGGAGCUGCGGAUUAAGGACCAAUGUCUGACGCGUAGUGACAUGUGGAGGUUCACCAGUUCAUUGGCGGACAAGUUUGUGCAUACUGGCAAGAAACUGGACUAUGCCGGAGUCCGCGUGACAGUCUCUAGAUUAUGGUCCCAACAAGGGGCAGUAGUGUUGUCCGGAGCUGUCCUCAGUCGAACAAGGGUUGUUUUCCGCUCUGCCUCGGUGCAGUUGGUCCUCUACAUACAGAUUAGCGCUGAAAUGUGGCAUUUUGAUCCAUCAGGGGAUCUGUACUUUGACAAGGCUGUGGGGGGUUUCCUGAAGGAAUUGUUCCAGCACUGGCAGGAUGAGGGAUGCAAUCACGAGGUAACUUUGCUGUUCUUUUGGAGGGCAUUCUACGACAAGAGUACAAUGGAGGGACUGUCAGAGGAUGUGAAGAGUUCAGUGCAGAGGGACAAGAGAGGAAGGAACUAUGAGGACUUUUACAAGGUGAUAGCUGGUGGGGAGAGCUUUGCUGACUGGAGCUCUAAACUAGUUGAUAUUAAGAGAACAUUCACUCAUCUCAAGACCUCACUAGUCAAGGAGAGGGGGGAAGGGAUGGAACUAUCUAGUGCUGCCGAGGGCAACGUGCUGGAGGCUAUCAAUCUGGCAUUGAACUUGUUCCAGAAGCAUUAUAUGGAUUGUAGCUUCUCUAUGACUGGACAUCAGGUCAUCAUAGUCACAGCUGGAGCUGGUAUAUUCGAGGUUGACCAUGAGUUGACUCGACUGACCAACGAGAGGAUCAUUAGUGGGGGCGUGGCUACGGACCUCGUCUGUCUCACUGACCAACCCCUCCACGCUGUACCCCUCCUUAAGUUUCAAGAUGGGCAGGAUAAUUCGGACUACUAUCACAUUCCAUACUGGAUCAACUACUCAUUCUAUAGCCCCUCCCAUUCCAGGAACUGGUUCCGGUUUCAGCCACGCCUCCAACUAUCGGAUCACUUGGUCAACGCCCACCUCAGCCGCGGCCAACGAAGGUACAAGGGGAGCAAGCUGUACAACCCCUUCAUUGUUACCAGAAGUUCUGAUGACUCGAGAUCAAAGGCUUUAGAGGAUAGACUUUUGAAUAGGGUGGAUUGUGAUGAGUACGAUGCGUCCGUCUUCUCCUUAACCCCUAACCAAGGGGUUAAACCACAAAUGUCAAGUACAGGACGACCAGUAUUGGCCAAGACCCAGCGCUCUCGUUACCAUAGCACCGGAGAGUCAGCCCCUCGGCAAUCACCACCACCAAUCAGAAGAGAUCUCAACGAUCCAUUUGAUGACUCAGAGCCAUUAAGUCAAAGCCCUGGAGCCAGGAGCAUUGGGAGCGUGCAAAUAGCAAAGGAGAAUCCAAUCAACACCUCGUUCGAUGCCACCUCUUUAAGAAGAAUUCCUCCCACAGGUCGUUUUAUGACAGAAGAGCCGAUAGACUCGUCUGUUAAAAGUGGGCGUGGCUUCCUUGUUGGCAGUGCCGAGUCUCUCCAUCACUUGAAGCCAUCGGAUAUUCCCACACGGAGGAACAGAUCUCUCAUUAACCCCUUCAAUCCCAAAUUACAGCACACGGACUUGACUGCGCAUCACAGACGUUGGUCACAUGUAUUCCCUCGAGACAAGGCGGGGGUGGCGUUUCAAGUGCAUCAUGUGAUCAAGGAGGAGUCACAAGACAUGUCACAUGACUUGCAUCGCUCGAGCAGCCGAGAAUCAGCAGCCUCGCUAAAAUCACAACCACACUUUGAGAACCAAAGCCUCGCCUCUAGUUCUGGACUGAUGAUGAGCAAAGCCACGGAUUCUAUUCACUUGCAAGAGGACCAUUACUCUGACCCGAAACAGAGUCCCAUUCUAAGGGGGCGUGGCAAGGGAGAUUCCCCAGCGUUGAGUGUGCGUGGUAGGGGGGAUUCCCCACAGUUUAGUGUGCGUGGUAAGGGAAAUUCCCCACAGUUGAGCAUACGAGGAAUCAACACAACCUCCUCUAAACUUCCGAGCGAGAAUUUUGCGUCGGCACGGCGACAGGGGGCGGAUUGGCGCUCACUGACAGAGCCGGCUUGUCUGCCAGUGACUACAGAUUAUUUUCCAGGACAGAAAAAGUUGGCCAACGAGUUUUACGAGUAUCACACCACGAUGGUUGCCAGUACGUAUAGUUACCGGGGGGAGGAGUCAUCCGGAGAGAAGAGUACUCCUGCCUGGAUCACAGACCAUCAAGAUGUGAGCACGUUUCAAGUGUUCUCUGAAAUGAUCUCCCAGAGAAUAUCUCAGGGCUUCCAGCUUGUGUUUGAGCCUCACGGUCGUCAGAAGGGGGGUGGUCAGGAAACCAUCUUCUCUGUCCACAAAGCGCUGACUCAGCUCCACGAGGAGGUAGCCAACCGUAAGAAGAGAGGUCGACUGGGAGAUGUCACCGUGAGGCUGAGUCUGGGCAGAGUGUUCCAACUCAUGAAGCUCAACUACCCAGACCUGGUCGUGUGGACCUACAAACCAAAGUCACGAGAGGUCACUCUCCCAAUCUCCUAUACGUACCAGGUAUCCACGGCAACAGGGUCAAAGUUCAUGACACAGCAAGCGGAGUUCUGUCACACUCACACAGAAGACUACAACUGGAACUAUCUCGAUCAACACAUCUGUGGCUACCCAGACUUUGAGGAGCUUGGAGAGUCACAGAAGUACUGGCGGUGUCGCUAUCUCCUCCUCCCCUCCGGGACCACCGCCCACUCACACGAGGGUGUGGAACACUGGGCAUCCCUCAUCGCCAACUUUGUUCGUUUCAUUGAGUUCCUUAAUCACAUCAAGAGAGGGGACAAACCGGGAAGCAGACAGUCCAGUCUGGGGGUGGGAGGCCUGAAGCGUCAGGUGUCCCUGCCUGCCUCGAUUGCCUCUGGCGAUAUGUCCACCUCUAGUAGAGUCUCCACACCAUUUGAGCCGCAGUCCAACCCCCACUCUCCGCUGCCACGCUCGGGUAAUCGUCUCUCUGAGAUACAAGAGGAGAAACAACCGCAAUCACCACGCCCUGACAGACAGAGAGCACCUGACAAUGGGCUGAAAUUCUCCGAGUUUCUUAGCAACCGGCCCACCUCCCCUUAUCUCGCUUCAUCACAGCCAAAAUCAGAAUCAAGAAAAGGAGGGAUUAAUUCAUCCAGUUCAAUGUUGAGCGUUAAAUCGGACACCAAUCGAAAACAUCGACGAACUAGCUCACAUGAUGCAGAUCUACAGAGAUUUAAGGAAAUCGAUCCAAAAUUAAAAAUGAGAGGAAGUCCCCAACUGCUACGGAAGACACAAGGCGGUCAGGCGUGGAAACAAGAGCCGAGUGGAUCAAAAACUACCAGUCCAUCGCAUUCUAAGAAUGAACGUAAAGUGACAAAAAAAUCUAACGAUGGGGGCAUGCCCAUUGAGGUGACUCCGCCCACUCCGUCAGAGGAUAGUGUCUACAGUAUAGCGAGUGAGAGGUCUACUGGUACAUCACUGGAGUCCUUCUAUCAGAUCCCCCUCCUCAACUCCUCCUCUCCUGUGCAGCUGAUAGCAACGGCCAUGGCAAGCUCUGAAGAUGGAAUCGACUUCCUUAGUAAUCUACCAGGGCUCAAGAGCUGUUGUUUCGUUGCCAUGGAAGCUGUCUCCUGGGUAUUUGAAAAAAUAUCUGGAGUGCAGAGCAGAGGAGAGGCAGUCAAACUACUCCAGUGCAUGGUUCAGGAGGAUCUGGUGAUCCAUGCCUCAGGGGAUCUCCACAUCCCCUUCAUAGAUGGCUACUUCCUCUACCAGCUGCCUCUGAGGGAUAGUCAGGAACCACCCCCCACUGACCCACACAAGGACAAGGACAAUGUCGAUAAAUCCUUUGUGUUUGUUGAGCCAAUGGAUUAUGAGAAGUUCACCAAGCGAUGGUUUGAGGUCAGAGUUCACCACCCCCUGGCCAGCACAGACGAAUCAACACUGCUAACGGUAGGGGCCUCCCCCUCAUCCAUGACGUCCUUUCCUGCCUCCCUUCAGCGGAGUGGUGCCGCCCCCUACUACAUGCACUUUGAGGGAAAGGAACACGGAGAAAUUCCUUCGUCAAUGCUCAAUCGGUUUGUGGAGAUGAACCCUGACCCCCAGACUCGCAGCGAUCGUCCCGAGUGGUGCUACGUUCGUUAUGACCACGCCUACCGACCACAGUGUGCCUUCCAGCUGGAGUUCCAGUGGAUGGUGGCCACCAUGAACCUACUCAACCAACUGAUUCAGAACUGGGUGAGCAAGGCCACUAGGUGUGGUUUCAGUCUAGUACCUGCUCCCAUGGUCCCCUCCCUUACUGCCACCUCACAUCCGUUCAGUCAGCAACAGUUCAUACCAUUGCGGCUACCCCCCACCUUCCCGUACUGGUCAUGUGACACCACACCACUCUAUAAACUGUUCAACUCGCUACUAACAAAGUUCUCGUUUCUCCUCGACCCGGCCACCCUCCCUCAAUCUUCAGACGUCCUCUUCUCACACUACAGUUCAGGAGAAUUCACUUCACGUCUCUUCAUCCACACGAGUGGCGUGGCCUUCGUGCAGCCGUUCUGCGACCUGGACGAAUCCGAGAGGGCAACAAUGUCACAUGACAAACAGAAGACGGCGGCAGUGGACAUCAAGGGGGGUCUACGAGAAACCCUGAGGCAGCUCUCUGUUCCUAUCGGUAGUAGCACUCCUGUGGGCGGCUCUCCUAACGAUGGACUAUAUAUACCCCCCAUAGAUGGGGUCAAAGGUCAGAGUAGGUGUGGCUUCUACUGGUAUCGGAACUACUUGUUACUACGUCAGAAUGCGACAUCACAAGAGAACCACGGCAAAAUGCUAAGGCAGCUGACGGAAUUCUGCACUGAUGUGGAUGGUGGACUCACUGAACUUUGUAAUUUGAUGGACUAUGACACGCUAUGAUUAUAGGAUAAGAUAGGAUCAUAGGGACUGAUUUUUAUGCCAUUAUAUCAAAUUUCAUAGUACUUACAAAUUUACCAUUC
Halichondria panicea is the source of this 5347-nucleotide messenger RNA. RefSeq names its product GATOR1 complex protein DEPDC5-like. Gene Ontology annotation, biological process: cellular response to amino acid starvation; negative regulation of TORC1 signaling; intracellular signal transduction. Gene Ontology annotation, molecular function: GTPase activator activity. The record is from RefSeq and is a predicted model, not a curated record. Gene Ontology annotation, cellular component: lysosomal membrane; GATOR1 complex. The coding region runs from base 84 to 5267 and encodes 1727 amino acids. Lineage: Eukaryota; Metazoa; Porifera; Demospongiae; Suberitida; Halichondriidae. The transcript is spliced from 27 exons.